This is a messenger RNA of Oryza sativa Japonica Group (Japanese rice), 400 nucleotides long. The record is from RefSeq and is a predicted model, not a curated record. NCBI's taxonomy places the organism in Eukaryota, Viridiplantae, Streptophyta, Magnoliopsida, Poales, Poaceae.
GACACCAUAAUACCUCGUGCAUAUGGAAUGAUCAGCAAGUUAGGAAGUGCUCAAGCUCGAUGCAUCCCAUGGCCACGUGACAAUCUAAUGCAUCCAAGUGGUCAAGCUCUACACUCUAAGGUGUCGACUAUUGCGAGACAUAACUCAGCUAACCAAGGAAAUUCGGUGGCACUAACUGAGGUGUUCAAGCACAAUAGCAUUGAUAAUGCACUGCAAAGUGUUGUUGGACACAAGAGAAAGGUGCAUGAUAUAAUACAGGAGAAUAUAGGACGUGAAGAUACACAUUCUACGGCAAAGAAGAUUGGGAAGGCCAGACCCGAUUCUCCAUAUGCUAACUUCACCAAUAGCCAACUGUUAACAACUUCCCGGUUCUAGCUCAAGUUAAUUGCCCCUCACUCCC